Molecule: messenger RNA, 3152 nt
Organism: Aquila chrysaetos chrysaetos
Lineage: Eukaryota; Metazoa; Chordata; Aves; Accipitriformes; Accipitridae
Gene: CPSF7
Product: cleavage and polyadenylation specific factor 7
Biological process (GO): mRNA alternative polyadenylation
Cellular component (GO): mRNA cleavage and polyadenylation specificity factor complex
Molecular function (GO): mRNA binding
Source: RefSeq, a predicted model, not a curated record
GGCGCUGGCGGUGGCGGUGAGCGCGGUUGGCGCGCGCGCUCGGGGCCUGCUGGCGUGCACCUUUGGUCUUCCUGCUUCGCCCCGGUCCCAGCCCGGGCUCCUGCUCCCGUCUCUGGAAAUAUGUCCGAGGGAGUGGAUCUGAUCGAUAUCUACGCCGACGAGGAGUUCAACCAGGACUCUGAGUUCAGUAAUGCUGAUCAGAUGGACCUGUACGACGACGUGCUAGCAGCCAGCUCGCAGCCCCCCGAAAGCCGCACCAGCAGCUCAGAGGCACCCCCGGAGAUCCGCCAGGAGCCGUCCCCCAAGCCCAACAGCAAAUCUCCUGCCAUCCUGUACACGUACAGCGGGUUGCGCAACAAGAGAGCUGCUGUCUAUGUGGGCAGCUUCUCCUGGUGGACAACUGACCAGCAGCUGAUCCAGACCAUCCGCUCGGUUGGUGUCUACGACGUAGUGGAGCUGAAAUUCGCAGAGAACCGAGCCAAUGGCCAGUCGAAAGGGUAUGCAGAGGUGGUGGUUGCCUCUGAGAACUCAGUCCACAAACUCCUGGAGCUCCUGCCCGGCAAAAUCCUCAACGGGGACAAGGUGGAGGUGAGGCUGGCAACCCGGCAGAACCUGUCACAGUUCGAGGCGCAGGCUCGCAAACGUGUGCCGCCGAGGGCCCACUCCCGAGACUCCGUGGACUCGGUGGACGGCCGUGCCACACCGACAGAGAAUGCCUUGCCGCCUGCCCGUGUGGAGAAACCCCCCUCUGUCCUGCCUUUUUUCAACCGCCCCCCCGCCGCCCUGCCCCUCAUGGGGCUGCCCCCGCCGCCGAUGCCUCCCCCGCUGCCCCUCUCCUCCGGCUUCGGCGUCCCCCCACCCCCACCCGGCAUCCACUAUCAGCAUCUCAUGCCCCCGCCGCCUCGACUGCCCCCCCACCUGGCUGUGCCGCCCCCGGGGGCUGUCCCCCCUGCCCUGCACCUCAACCCUGCCUUCUUCCCCCCACCCAACGCAGCCCUGGGUCCUCCACCGGACACCUACGGCAAGGCCAUGGCCCCCUACAACCACAGCAGCCGGGAGCUUGGCCCGCCACCUCCCCCUGUGAGCGAAGUGGAGUUUGAGGAGAUCAUGAACAGGAACCGGGCGAUCUCCAGCAGCGCCAUUUCCAAGGCAGUGUCCGGCGCCAGCGCAGGCGAUUACAGCGACGCCAUCGAGACCCUCCUCACGGCCAUCGCCGUCAUCAAGCAGUCCCGCGUCGCCAACGACGAGCGGUGCCGCGUCCUCCUCUCGUCCCUCAAAGACUGUCUGCACGGCAUCGAAGCCAAGUCCUACAGCACGGGCGCCAGCAGCAGCUCCUCCAGGAAAAGACACCGAUCUCGGGAGCGCUCUCCCAGCCGGUCUCGCGAAAGCAGCCGGCGGCACCGGGACCUGCUCCACAGCGAGGAUCGGCACGAGGACUAUUUCCAGGAGCGGAACCGGGAGCACGACCGACAUCGGGACAGGGACAGAGAGAGGGACCGGCACCACUGAGACAGGAGUUUGGCAGUAAGUGGUUUUUAAUGGACUCGUAUCUCCUCACCUCGAUCAGGACUACGUGACCGAGGCCGCUCCACCCCCCCGCCCCUUCCCCGCCACCCCCAGCUCUCUCCGGGCGCCCGAGGAAAACCGUGCCGCGCUCCGGCGGGACUCCCACCGACACCUCGUGGCCUUGGGGCCUGAGCCUUUGCCCGCACUCACCGCUACUGCUGCUUCCCCGGGGAGAGACGGGGAGCCGGGGAACGCCUGCGCCUGGGCCACCCCGCUCCACUCCGUGGACUCUCGGACCCAAAGAGAAAUGGUGCUUUUUUUUUCCAUGGAGGGAGGUUUGUGAGCCCUUUCCUCUCCGGGGGUGGCUGGAGGGGAUGGACCCCUCCCUGUGAGCGUGAAGCGCGGGGGCUUGGAGGCGCACGGCUCCCGACCCCGUGCCCGGGUUUGCUGGUAUGGGGUCUUCUGCCACGUACCAUCCUCUUGCCUCGUCUGGGGACACUCCUGUCCCCAUCACCCCAGCAGUCCCAGCACGGGCCCCCCCCCGUCCCGCAGGACACUGUGCCACGCUCCUCCUUUUCCCCCCUCUGAGGGAGGGGAAGCGCAGCCCAUCCCCUCCACGGGCCUGCUUUUCCCCCCUCGCCCUCUCCGCUCUGUCUGGGAGCGACGUGCUGAGGAAGGGGGGGCUAGAGCUGGGCCGGGGGUCGCCCCCUCUCUCUGCCCCGAUGUUCCCCACCGGCUCGCCACAGCGCCAUUGCCAUCCCAAACAGCAGCUCCGGCUGCCGAGCGCCGGCAGGGUCCUGCACGGAGCCGGCCUCUCCCGCAGCACCUUCCUUGUUUUAGAGGAAGCGGAGGAGGCAGAGCGGGGCAGGGCAGGCUGCCACCCCCCCUGCCUUGAGGACUACCUGUCCCCCGCAGGUGCUGGGGGCUCUCCCUGCUGUGUCCCUGCGUCCCCCGGCUACCCUUUCCUAACAGGCGGUGCGGCGGUUCCGCGCGUGGUAGCAGCUCGGCUGUGUCGCAGAGGCCGGGACGGGGGUGGUGGGGACACGGUGGCGGGGAGGGGGGGUGUGCCUGUGCACUGCACAGAGCAGUGGGCAGCCAGGUGGGAGCCCCCCCCCACCCCAGCCCUGCGCUUUCUCCGGGCUGCGAGGCCCCACACGUGUCCCUCCGGCAGGAGAGGGAGAGCCCGGGAGCAUUGGGGUGAGCUGAGGAGACACAAGGUGACUUCCAGGGUGGGUGCCAGCCCCCAGGGCUGCCGGCCAGGCGGUGUCACCCUCUGAACUGUUGCUGGACAGGAGAAGCCCAGCUCCGGAGGUCUUUUUAGGUUGAAAUGACACACAAACAAAAAAAAAAGAAAAAAAAAACAAAAAAAAACAAACAAAAAAAAAGCAACCCAUCUUGUAAAGUACCAUGAGGUGCCGGCUUAGCGGGUGAGUGCCGGGGGGAGCGCUCGGUGGGAGAGUUCUGUUUUUUACUUAAUGACACAAAUUUUUAGUUUCUUUCCAAAUAUAGUGGGGAAAAGUGCAGAGCAAACCCCUAUUAACCACCCAGCGAGGCGCUGCCCCUCCUGCUCGCAGUGACUAGAUUUGUUUGUCUUUCUGAUAGGUUGGAAAUUGUGUAAUAAACUUGAUGACAUUGUCGAUCUUUUA